AUGUCUACCUCCGAGUCAGUCUCUGACCACAAGUACUUCCCCAUCACGGGUAUCUCAGUGAAUUCUCAGGACCCAUCGAAGUUGGGUCCUGAGACUCCUGUUCCUGUUCGACAGGAGAUCGACUCAUGGAGCAGCAACCCUGCCAACGAGAAGCAAGUCAAGCUGUUUGUGAAGGCAUUGCAUCGCUUCCAACAGAUUGACCCCAAAGAACGGGAGUCAUACUUCCAAAUUGCUGGCAUUCACGGACAGCCAAAUGUAUUAUGGGAUGAGCAAGUUGAUGAGGACACCAAGGGCAAGGGAUACUGCACUCACAACAACAUUCUGUUCCCGAUCUGGCAUCGUGCUUAUCUAGCACUCUACGAGCAACGCAUUUCCGAAAUUAUGAAUCAAGAGAUUGUCCCCAAUUUCGCUGAGGACGUGCGCGCCGAAUGGCAGGAAGCUGCCCAGACGUGGCGUCUGCCUUUCUGGGACUGGGGUAUCACUACUUCGGUUCCUGAUCUGUGCAAAUACCCAUACACCUUUGUCCCAACCGCGGAUGGUACCGGUGAAGAGAGCAUCAACAACCCUCUUUUCCAAUUCCGCAUGCCGAAUAUGCUGCCUAUGUCCUCAUUUGGAAUGGACAACUUCAAGGAUCCCUGGGUUGAGGAUGAUAAAGGCGAUAUGCUAUUCUACGGUGAAUGUAUUGGAACCACUCGUUGGCCUGAUAAGGGCGAGACUGCCUCGGGUUCACACACAUGGAAGUACGGUGUGGUCAACAACUAUAAGGUGCAAGAGGCAAUGAAGAAGCCAACUUGGGUGGCCAAUUCGCCUUACGGUCAGCCAUCUGAGAUGGUCUAUCGUCUGUUGACAACUCCUAUGGACUAUACUACAUUUGCAACCACCGCUCAGUUGACAGAGGAUCAGAAUAUCGCGAAUGACAUCAACAUCGAGUACAUCCAUAAUAACAUCCACGGCUGGGUUGGCGGUGAUUUGAACGGACACAUGUCGCAGAUUCCAGUGGCAUCAUUUGACCCUAUGUUUUGGCUUCACCAUUGUAACAUCGACCGUAUCUUUGCCCUAUGGCAGGCCUUGAACCCGGACAAGUGGUUUGAGAGUUCGAAAGUCAACACUUUCUUCCAAACAAUCAUUGGCCUCCCCAUUGGAAGCACGAUCACCCCUAACACUCCGCUACGCCCAUUUCACAAAGAUACCGCGGGAACUCCGAUGAAGCCCGCGGAUGUUCGUUAUCCCUACAAGCUUGGCCACACAUACCCUGAGCUACAGACAUGGAAGUACAAGCCCGAGAACUACACCUCCGAGCCCUUCCUUGCAAGCCUCCGUAAAACUAUCAACGACCUCUACGGCAUGUCAAGACAGCAAUUGAUUGAUGCAACUGGCAAUAUCAAGGGUGUGGAGUACUUGGAGGACGGUACUAAGUCUCUUGACUAUUCGUUCAGUGUUCGUUACCGCAAAUAUGCCAUUGGUGGGGGUGAACCGUUUUGGAUUCGUAUCUACCUUUCUCAGGAUGGCAAAACGCGAAACGCAAGCCUGGAUUUGAUUACUGAACUUUACAACUUCAGUCAAAAGCCAGAAGACAAUUCAGGAAAGCUUGCAUGCAGUAACUGCAAGGACAACAAGCAGAACGAUAUCAGGUCUACUGCCAGCAUCUCUCUUACUCCGAUCUUGAUCUCCCUUCUGAAGUCGGGCAAGGACCUGGCCAGUAUGGCUAAGGAUGACGUUCUAAAGUUCAUCCAGGAGAGGGCUUACUGGAGAGUGUUCCAGGGUGCCAAGGAGCUGGAACACCAUGAGGUGGAAGCCCUCGACCUCAAGAUCAUCGGAAGCACAAACGAUUCAACCGUCUACAACGACGCGACGAAGGCUCCAAAGCUGGAAAACUUCAAGGAAGAGCCCUCUAUCUCUGGAGGACCAGGUGGUGCCCUGAAUCCCGAAUUCAAGCAGCCCGUCACAGUUGCACCCCCGGUGGUGCCUGCUAUUCCUAAGGCUGCUCUCAGUGUCAACUCCUUCCUGCCCUUCAAGGAGGUUCUCAAGGCCGAUGGCGUGGUAAUCAUCGACUCAGCCAGCUUGGAUCUUACCCCGGCCAAGACUAAGGACAUCGAUAACACUCAGAUCUUCCUCAACGAGGGCAAGAAUGGAGAUGGCAAUGUCCUGUUCUUGCUUUCCAUCAGACGAGCUGAGAACCAGAUUGUCUUCAACACCAAGAUCGACAACGCCUUUGGAAAGGAAGUCCGUAUCUCGUUGGAGAAGCGGUUCAAGGGUGAAACGCCUUCUAUCCUCAUUCAUGACCAAGGUGAUGGUUAUGAGGUGUUUAUCGACUGGAAGCAUGCCCUAUACUUUGAGAAGCGAGCCGAAGGCAAGGUUGCCCAAUCCGUGUCGUAUAGCGUCAACAAGGGGCAGACUCCUGCGUGGUCAUCUCGCCUGAAGGUGAAGGUGUACGCUUCGAUGAAGGAGGUGUUCCACCACUAG
This is a messenger RNA of Penicillium longicatenatum, 2463 nucleotides long. RefSeq lists its product as uncharacterized. Gene Ontology annotation, molecular function: oxidoreductase activity; carbohydrate binding. The transcript is spliced from 5 exons. The record is from RefSeq and is a predicted model, not a curated record. Bases 1 to 2463 code for a protein of 820 amino acids. NCBI's taxonomy places the organism in Eukaryota, Fungi, Ascomycota, Eurotiomycetes, Eurotiales, Aspergillaceae.